Maylandia zebra (zebra mbuna) is the source of this 2201-nucleotide messenger RNA. It is a transcript of the gene nedd1, whose product is annotated as NEDD1 gamma-tubulin ring complex targeting factor. Gene Ontology annotation, cellular component: ciliary basal body; centrosome; centriole. Gene Ontology annotation, molecular function: gamma-tubulin binding. NCBI's taxonomy places the organism in Eukaryota, Metazoa, Chordata, Actinopteri, Cichliformes, Cichlidae. Gene Ontology annotation, biological process: mitotic cell cycle; microtubule nucleation. The record is from RefSeq and is a predicted model, not a curated record.
UCCACCGUUUGUCCCUCCUGGUGUUCCGUAGUGGCGGUUCAUUGGCUGCGGGCGCCUCCAAAACAAACUCAGUUUCGACUUUUCGGUGAUUAAAAACUCUUUCUGGCUGUUACCAUGGAGGAGGUGACACGGCUGGUGUCGACCGGAGACUGCGUGAAGAUCUGGGAUGCGGUUUCCAUGGCGCCAGUGGAGCAGUUUAACCCACACAGCACAAGCCACCCUGUUGCUCAGGCCUGCUGGAGCUCCAACAACCAGUACCUGGUCAGCGCCAGCAGCAGUGGGGACAAGCUGGUCGUUUCCAGCCUCAAGUCGACUCCUGUGCCGGUGGUGGAGCUGGCCGACGGGAAAAAGCAGACCCGGGUGUGUCUCAGCUCCUUGUCUCAGUUUCUGGUCAGCGGAGGUCUCGAUCACUGCGUGCACAUCUGGGACCUGAAGACCAAGAGACUGCACCGCUCCCUCAAGGACCAUAAGGAGGAGGUGACUUGCGUGUCCUUUAAUGCCAACGACAGCUACGUCGCCUCCGGCUCCACCAGCGGCGACCUAGUCCUCCAUAGUCUGACCACCAACCUAUCCAGCAGGCCGUUCGGCCACGGCAGCAACCAGCCCAUCCACGACCUGAGGUUGUCCACGGUGAAGCGCUCCCUGCUGGGCAGCGUGUCUGACAGCGGAACGGUGGUGCUGUGGGACUCCAACACCCAGAAGGAGCUGCACGUGUUUGACGGCGCCCACAAGGCCCCAGGCUCCGGCCUGGCCUUCUCGCCCACCAGCGACCUGCUGGUCGUCAGCGUCGGCCUGGACAAGAAGAUCGUCUGCUACGACACCGCCAGCAAGAUCGUCCUGAGGUCCAUCCGCGUGGACAGUCCUCUGACAGCUGUGGACUUCACUCUGGACGGUACUGGGCUGGUGGUCGGGUCCACUCACGGGAAGAUCUACCAGUACGACCUGAGAAACUCCAGUUCCCCCACCAGGAUCACAGUGGCCCAUAAAACCUCAGUGACCUGCCUGCGCUUCCAGAGCAACGCCAGCAAACACAAGUCCAGUAAAAUUGGCUCCUCAAAAACUUCCAGCUCUAAGAGAUCCUCCACCAAGCUCCCCAGCAGCCAACCAGAUCCCACCGCCAGCACAGGCCCUGCCCCCAACAGACAGGUGACAAACACAGCAGGAGGCGCUGCUGUGGACGGGAUGUGUCGGGAAGCUGAAGGCCAGCAGGGGGCGGAGCAGUUCAGUAGCGUGGGACGAAACAGUCUGGACAUCUUCUCUCCCGCUCGCGAAGACCCGCUCACCCACGGGACCACCGCGAACACCCCAUUUGGACGAGGACAGGUUACCACUUCGGAGGUGAUGUCUAGAGAUGGGGAGGGUCAGCAGCUAACAGGCCGGGCCAGCCUGGACAUCUUCUCUCCAGUCAGAGAAGACUCUCACGCAGGUCCCAGCUCUCACAGGAAGACGCCACUGGGAACGCCGCUCGCAGCCUCGGCGGGGAGGUGCUACAGCCCGCUGUCAGUCUUCCAGACCCCUCCGGCUAUCAAAGAGGAGGAGCCAAACACUGCUGUAGCUGGAGAACUGUGUGAUGCCAGAAAGUCUGACAAAGUCAGCUGUUCCAGUCUGGAGACACAGAGUCAGUCCACGCCCCCUAUGUCACAGUCAGCCAAUCACAGUCAGCUGGCCCCGCCCUUCUUCACGCCAGAGCCCAGCCUCCGGAGAGCCAAUGGCAUUCAGGCUCACCUGAGCUACGACUCACCUGUCCACGGAGCUCCACCCACCACAUCUGCAGCAGCAGGUCCGGCUCUGUCGGCUGCCGUUUCCUCGUCUCUUUCUCAGAACAUCGCCGACGUGGUUGGACAGGCCGGAGCUGCUCCCCUCACCUCCCUGCAGAUCCACUUCAUCCAGAACAUGAUCCACGAAACUCUGGAGGAGUUCAGGAACGCCUGUCACAAAGACAUCAUCAACCUCCAGGUGGAGAUGAUCCGACAGUUUUACAUCCAGUUGACUGAGAUCCACAGUCUGAUAGAGAAAUACUCCGUCAACGAGUCUCUGGUGGAGGAGAUCGAGAGGCUGAGGGAGGAGAACCGCCGGCUCAGGGCCAACUACUGACCGUCUGGAGCCUCGUUCUGGCUGCCUCCUCCCAUCCUGACGUCAGAUGGUCCAACAUGAACGUGUGUGUGUGUGUGUGUGUGUGUGUGUGUGUGUGUGUGUGUGUG